This is a messenger RNA of Pygocentrus nattereri (red-bellied piranha), 2223 nucleotides long. Its product is annotated as zinc finger MYND domain-containing protein 15. NCBI's taxonomy places the organism in Eukaryota, Metazoa, Chordata, Actinopteri, Characiformes, Serrasalmidae. Gene Ontology annotation, molecular function: histone deacetylase binding. Gene Ontology annotation, biological process: negative regulation of DNA-templated transcription. The record is from RefSeq and is a predicted model, not a curated record. Bases 87 to 2045 code for a protein of 652 amino acids. The transcript has 14 exons.
CUGCACGCAUUUAUUUACAGACGAAUUCGGAGCGGAAGGAUAAAAACACAUUUCUCCAGAUUCUCGGCACCGGAAGAAUCAGACAGAUGGAGUUUGACUCUGGGUACCGUGACCGGCUUGAGAUGUUUGCACACACCAUGGCGCUCUGGUACAAGGAGUAUGAACACUGGCAGUCCAGACCAAGGAAGCGCAUGGUGAGGGUGAGCGGAGUCUGGCCUCCCACGGACCGCGCGUGCACACAGUGGAUCUUACAUCUGCUGGACUGCGGAGCAGCGACCCCUGCUGCCAGAACACUUCACAAUGAUGAUUCAUCAGAGAUGAUGUGUUGUGAUGGAGGGAGCAUGCUGCUGCUGACGGACUCUUCCGGUUUGCCACUGGGCUUUGAUAUGUUGCCGCGGGGUUGGUCGACUUCGUUGGAUGUUGGGGAAACAAAGGGCAGUGAUGAUGAGGGUGUGGGUGCCGUCACUCAGAGGAUGCUGGGAUUGCUCCGGUUCUCAAUGGAGGCACCACUGAGUGGGAGGUUGCCACGACUACCACAGACUUUGACAGUUAGUGAUAAGAAACUGCAUAGGUUACUGAGAAAGAGAGAGAAGUCUCUGUCUCGUCUGAAGGUGACUCUGAGGCCAGAGGCAUUUGGUGGCUGGAUGCCCAUUGAUGUAGACUGGGAAACUAGGACGGCAUGCAUUAAAGCAUUCAGUAUGCGCUGGCCCCCCACAUACUACUGUCAUGCUUGUAAGAAACAGUCUUUCCCCAGCCAGCUGAAACCAUGUCCUGGCUGUAGGGCAGUGUUGUUCUGUUCAGAUGAAUGCCCUCCAUCAGCUCACCCUCAAUCUUCACCGGAUCUCCAUCGCUCGCACUGCUGUGAAAGAUUAACCGUCUACAUGAGCCACAGUGCCCAGCUAGCCAACCUGCCCUUCACGUAUGCCAAAGAAACAACAACCGAAGACUUUGAUUUAGAACAUUUCUUAUUUAAGAAUAAGUUGAACAGUGGCUACUGGUUGCAUUGGAGCCUACUUGUGCGGUCCCCCCGUUUUGAGCUUCAUUCUGGAUUGGAACAGUCCAAAGAUGUCUGGCUAUCAGGUCACUCGGAACCUUAUGGCCAUCUGAAAGAGGAAGCCAAUAUCUUGCUUGGUCAAACACCCCUCAAGUCCCCUUCCCCCAGCUCACCUUUAGUGUCCUGGAGUCAGUAUUUUAGUUGGAGAGCCUUGGAUCUGGCAUCACCUGUGGCUUCUCUGCUCAGCUCCACAUUAUCUAUAUACUACAUCAUCACCUCUUUGGUGCCGCAAGACUAUCCAGAGCUGAACGUUCUGAAGAAGCAGUCUUUGAAGAUCCACAUCAUCGAAUCCUACAGAGAGUUUCACACGAUCAUGACUUUUUGGGAGCUGUCGGUGCUUCUUCCACACAUGACUUUUGAACUUUCAUUCUUUGGAGAACGGCUGCCACAAGAGAGUCAUGAACAGCAACUGUACUUACAAAAAAAGAGUGAUGGUGUAUCGCUGGUGAGUUCUGCACUAGGUUCACAGAAGAAAGCUGACAAGAGUAUCCGAGUCAAAGCGUACAAAAGAGCCUACCACAUGCUCCAGGUCCCCAAACCAGACCUUGUGAUUGGAUUCAGACCAGCAAUUCCUCUCCAUGACUCAUGGCUCAGCACUCUCCCUCGACUUCAGUCCAUGAGAGUUCCAGCCUAUUUUUGUGAGCUAAGUGAGUCAACCUGUGAGUCCAGCGAGCAAGUGAUGAGUUCUGCCACAGGGGGUGCUCUCUCUUGCCCUACUAUUAACCCCUUCCACUGUCCUCUACGACUCUGUGGAGGAGACAACUUGCUACCAUGGUACUCCAAUGCUUUCAUUUUUCAUCUCCUCUAUAAGCCUCUUGUGCCUUGCGUGCGGCGCCCCUCCAAUGAACAAGCAGGUGGUCAAACUAAUCCACAGGAACCAGCCAGUCAGAGAGCAGUGACUGCAAAGCACAGCUUUGCCCCUGAACUGCCCAAGAUGACCAAGAAAGAGAGGAAGCAGGCAGCCCGUAACAUGCCUCAUAAGCGAAAAUAAGCAUGCUUACACAAAGACCCACACAAACAACCUCAGCAGCUGUCAUGCACUUACAAAUAUGCUUAUAUAACAAAAACGCAAUAAAAUUAAAGUACUGUUUUAUGUGGCAGUAUAAUGUGUUGUGCUGGUACUGGGGAAUGAACAUACAGACAGGCGAGUAAACUCCUACCCCCACUCU